AGAUUUCAAGUAAUAUUUUAAUUUGCCGUUGAAGAACAUAGAAACAGAGAAAGAAAGGGGAAGAACAGACUGAGCAGAGAAAAAACCUCCAUGUCUUUAGCUCCGUGAAAACUCUUUCUUUGCAGCAAAAUCUUCGAUUCCAUUCUUCAUUUCCCAAAAAUGUUUCGUUUUCUCUCCAAAACACCUAUCCGUCUUCCUCAAAUCGCCAUUUUCAUUAUCCCAACCUCCAAUGCCAAUUCCAAUGCCAUUGGACAACAACUAUUCCUCAAAUCCCUCUCCACCCUCUCUCCUCCUUCUUCUUCAUCAGAUUCGACUGUGGACUACUUCAUAAACUCCCUCGGCCUCUCCCCAGAUUCAGCUCUCACGGCGGCCAAGCUCAUCCGCCGUCAACCCACUGCGAAAUCCGAUUCCGUGCUCGAGCUUUUCCGGCACUACGGUUUCUCUUCCGCCCAAAUCGCCGACAUCUUUUCAAGAUUCCCUUCUCUCCUGUUAUCGGACCCACAAAAGAAUCUCAAACCCAAGCUCGAAUUCCUCUCUAAGAACGGCAUUUCCGGCCAAGCUCUUCUCAGCAUUGUCUCCACGGACCCCACCAUUCUCCUGCGGAGCUUGAACAAGCAAAUCGAACCCUGUAUUGGGUUCCUCAAGACAUUCUUCAAAAAUAACAAGGCUGAAAUCGUUUCUCUCUUGUCAGUCAAGCGCGGAACUUGGGUCAUUCACAAGUUCUCGGAGACAAUGGCCCCGAACAUCGAAACUCUUAGAAGCCAUGGCGUGUCGGAUGCUUGUAUUAAGAAGAUGAUAAUUGUGAGGCCGGCAGCUCUGUCUCGAUUCGCAGACGACUUCAGUGAAUUCGUGAGGGUGGUUAAGGAAAUGGGUUUCGACCCUUCGAGCGUGAUGUUCAUCCAUGGCGUGUGUACCUUCUCGGGGAUGAAGAAGGACAAGUGGGUAUCGAAAUUGGAAGUGUUUAAGAGGUUUGGAUGGUCGGAGGAGGAGGUCCGGUCAUUGGUUGUUAAGCAACCGAAGGUGAUGAACUCGUCUAGUGAGCGUUUGAACAAGUCCUUGGAUUUCUUCAUGAACAAGUUGGGAUGGAGUGUGGAUGAUAUUUCCAAAUAUCCAACUGUUCUUCUUCUUAGCUUUGAGAGGAGGGUUUUUCCGAGGUCAAUUAUACUUAAGUUUUUGAUCUUAAAGGGUCAUAUUGACAAGAAAAAGAUGGGCUCUGGGUUUAUUUUGCCGGAGGAUAAAUUCUUGAAGAACUUUGUCAUGGAAUAUGAGGAAAAACUUCCACAGCUUCUGGAUAUGUAUCAAAGCAAGAAACAAGUUAUAUAACAUGUUAUUUCACAUGACAUGGUAAUUAAGGGCACCCUGUAAUAUCUAGGAGACACACAAAUUUUCUGCUUCAAUGCCUAUGUUUUCAGGUCUUUUAUGUAAGCGAGCCCUUUCACCUCUUUUUGUUUCUGAAUGCCCUUUGAUUGCAAUCUGCUUAUUCCACACACACACACACAAGUUCACAGUGGGUAUCAUUACAGUCCUUUUCUAGUGGACUAGAGGUGAAAUUUCUAUUUUUUUCCUUCUUUGGAAGGCUAUUUGUCGAUGUGACUUGCUUUAAUGAGAAAGACUGAUAAUUAGUUCUUAACUUUUCAUUCAUGUUUUUGGAUGAAACAAUUACAGCAAGAUUGUUGAAUAAAGUUUGUUCAAUAAAGAAUCAAUUUUUUUCUUUUUAACAGUUAGUCUGAGAGGAGGUUUCUCUUAGAAACACAAUUGGAUUAUAAAUUUGAAUGCUUUAUUGAUUUUGUGGUUGAUGCUUUUCAGUUUUUUAACCAAUAAAUGGAAUUUAAUUCUAGUCUUUCAGUUAAGCAGCAUCAUUCAUAUUUCUCAC
This is a messenger RNA of Ziziphus jujuba (common jujube), 1873 nucleotides long. RefSeq lists its product as uncharacterized. Gene Ontology annotation, molecular function: double-stranded DNA binding. The transcript has 2 exons. Lineage: Eukaryota; Viridiplantae; Streptophyta; Magnoliopsida; Rosales; Rhamnaceae. The record is from RefSeq and is a predicted model, not a curated record. The coding region runs from base 160 to 1323 and encodes 387 amino acids. Gene Ontology annotation, biological process: regulation of DNA-templated transcription; chloroplast organization. Gene Ontology annotation, cellular component: chloroplast.